Molecule: messenger RNA, 297 nt
Organism: Schistosoma turkestanicum
Lineage: Eukaryota; Metazoa; Platyhelminthes; Trematoda; Strigeidida; Schistosomatidae
Source: the annotation of a GenBank genome assembly
AUGUUUCAAAGUAUCACAUCAAUAGAAGAUUAUCAAUCAACACUCAAGCAUACUCAUCAAUUCGAUCUUUCUUCAACAUUUAUCUAUUCUCUUGCUCAAGCUGGUACAAUCAAUGUUAAUACAAUACAUCAUAGUUUAACUGGUGGUCGACCAUUUUGUUUUGUUUUCACCGGUCCAUAUGUACAAAUGUCUUCUACUGGGGAAAAAGAAAAUUUAUGGUUAGAUGAUAAAACUUUAUUUACACGGAUAUUUGCUACAGAGAGUUGGGAAUCAUGUACUCGAUGGAUAAAAAGGUAA